Molecule: messenger RNA, 2780 nt
Organism: Oncorhynchus gorbuscha (pink salmon)
Lineage: Eukaryota; Metazoa; Chordata; Actinopteri; Salmoniformes; Salmonidae
Product: casein kinase II subunit alpha-like
Exons: 13
Coding region: 299-1471 (390 amino acids)
Biological process (GO): protein phosphorylation
Cellular component (GO): cytosol; protein kinase CK2 complex; nucleus
Molecular function (GO): protein serine/threonine kinase activity; ATP binding
Source: RefSeq, a predicted model, not a curated record
GCUGUCUGCAAUUACACCCUUCGCGGUAGUCCGCCAUAUUGUCUCUGAGACAGCAGAAAUCAUAUAGAAGUACACCGGCGAGAGGAAAGAAAGCGAACCUGCCUUCACUUGGAUCCCAUAUUUGAUCAAAGAGCUGUCCAGAGGUUCCCCUGGUGGCUUACAGCCAAAGCCCCCCGCCCCCCUUACCCCCUGCCCUGUCACGAAGAGGCCCCACCCCACCUUCCCUCCUCUCCCUCUUCCCUCCUUGUCCUUCUCAGCAGUAAGUGGCCCCUCCCCCUCCUCUGCCAAGCUGUUGGACAUGCCAGGACCCGUGCAGAGUCGGGCCCGCGUGUACACAGAUGUCAACACACACCGGCCCAGGGAGUACUGGGACUACGAGUCCCAUGUGGUGGAAUGGGGAAAUCAAGAUGACUUCCAGUUGGUGCGGAAGCUUGGACGCGGGAAGUACAGUGAAGUGUUUGAAGCAAUCAACAUCACCAACAACGAGAAGGUUGUGGUGAAAAUACUCAAGCCCGUCAAGAAGAAGAAAAUCAAGCGUGAAAUUAAGAUCCUGGAGAACCUCCGCGGGGGCCCUAACAUCAUCUCCCUCAAAGACAUCGUCAAAGACCCAGUGUCUCGGACACCCGCCUUGGUCUUUGAACAUGUCAACAACACUGACUUCAAGCAAUUAUACCAGACCCUGACAGACUAUGACAUCCGGUUCUACAUGUUCGAAAUCCUCAAGGCCCUGGACUACUGCCACAGCAUGGGAAUCAUGCACAGGGAUGUGAAACCCCACAACGUGAUGAUUGAUCACGAACACCGAAAGUUGCGCCUUAUUGACUGGGGUCUGGCUGAGUUCUACCACCCGGGACAGGAGUACAACGUCCGAGUGGCUUCUCGCUACUUCAAAGGACCCGAGCUUCUGGUCGACUAUCAGAUGUAUGACUACAGUCUGGACAUGUGGAGCUUGGGCUGCAUGUUGGCCAGCAUGAUCUUCAGGAAGGAACCUUUCUUCCACGGCCACGACAACUACGACCAGUUGGUAAGAAUAGCCAAGGUGUUGGGAACGGAAGACCUGUAUGACUACAUCGACAAGUACAACAUUGAGCUGGAGCCUCGGUUCAAUGACAUUCUGGGGAGACACUCUCGUAAGCGGUGGGAGCGCUUCGUCCACAGUGAGAACCAGCACCUGGUCAGCCCCGAGGCCCUGGACUUCCUGGACAAGCUGCUGCGCUAUGACCAUCAGGCCCGGCUGACCGCCCACGAGGCCAUGGCUCACCCUUACUACUAUACCGUUGUCAAAGACCAGGGUCGCAUGCCGGGGUCGGCUAACCCUGCCGGCGGAAAUACAGCUGUAAGCACAGCCAACACGGUCACUGGUAUAUCUGCCUUGCCAGCUGCUACUGCCCUGGGCACCCUCACCGGCUCGCCCGUCCUCUCUGCUGCCACCAGCACCCCUGUGCCCGCCUCCGUUAGUGCCCCCCAGUGAUGGCACCCCCAGGAGAGAGAACCUAUGGGUGCCACUCAUGCAGGCACGCACCAACAUCUGUACUUACUCAGUCAGUCCGACUGCCCUGAGAUCCAGGAAUGCCAACCUCUGAAGGCUAUCUCGCCUGAACAAUGUUUAUUUGUUUCUCCUUGAAUGAACUUGUGUUAACCAGACAUGAAAUGAAUGUUCUGUGUAAUCGACACAUGCAGGUAUUUAUUUAAUCUUGAUGGCUGUGUGUGGCUGGCUAUGUCCACAAUCUGAGAAUGAGUCACGAAUCCAAGGGUGAUGGGGGUUUCUCCCCCCCGAACACGUUUUGUUUUUGUACAUUACUGACAAGUACUUCAUCGGAAGGUAACAGGGAAGAGACAUUAGUGUUUAGACCAAAAGGAACAGUCUGCAGUUUACGAAUGCAACCUUGUCAAACGAGUGCUGGCGAGCACACCUUAAGCAAUUCCCAUAUUUAGUCCAGUCUACUACUCUAUACCACCAUUAUAAAACACUUCCCGAUAGUAUUUGGAAGUGUUUGGUGCUGUUCUGUGCUCCAGUGGUGAGUUGAAACACUGAAGCUGCCUCACUCAACGUAUCCUAAUGACACUUCAGCCUGAAUAGUAUGUCUUGCCUUUCUACUGUACUGGAUACCUAGUUUUUGAUGUAAGGAUUCCCUGACAGUUUUCCUUUUAAAAAAAAUAUUUUUUACGGAAAUGCUGUGGUGUGUUGGAUGGGUUUAAUUUACUGCGGCAAUGGUUUGAUGGCAGUAUUGUCAUUCGAUCCCUUCGAAAGCCAGGCAAAACUAUCCGUUCUGUUAUUUUGAAAAGUUUCUCUCAAACGUGCUGCUUUGCAGUUCCUUGAAAAACUAUGUUCACUCAAUCGCUUGAGAAAGAGGAGACCGACUAAAUCUAUUUGUUUUCUCGGGGAGAGUUAGCAAAUAUGGAUGGUGUUCACAACUGAAUAUGAAGGCACCAGAGUCCUGGUUAAGUUGGCUUGAAAUGGGUUUGUAUUUAUCUGCUAUUGGUACCUAAGGAGAGUGGUUUUCUUUUUGUAUUUAGUUUGUUUCGGGGAUACGUUUCUUGGAUUUGAUCACCUGUUUGGCUAACACUUACGGUGGCAAGAAUAAGUAUAUGAACCCUUUGGAAAUACACGGAUUUCUGCAUAAAUUGGUGAUCAAAUCUUAUCUUCAUCUUGGUCACAACAAUACACACAGUCUGCUUAAACUAAUAACACACAAACAAUUGUAAGUUUUCAUGUCUUUAUUGAGCACACCGUGUGAACAUUCACAGUGCAGGAUGGGAAAAGUAUGUGAACCCUUGGA